AUGUCUUACGAACGUGAAGUGUUACCUACUAAUGUAACACCAGUACACUACAAUUUACAAUUUGAACCUAAUUUUCAAGAUUUCACUUUCAUUGGUUCCACCUCCAUUCAAUUGAGAGUUAAUGAUUCUUCCAUUGACUCUAUUUCCGUUAACACUUUAGAACUUGAAUAUGAGUCAGUUAAACUGAACGAUCAAAUUGAUAACACUGGAUUAGAAAUUGAUACUGAUAAGCAAGUUGCUAAAUUUUCUUUCCCUAAAGGUACUAUUGGUUCGCUAGCUACUAGUGAGGAUGCUAUGAUUACUUUAGAUAUCAAGUUCAAGGGUAUCUUAAAUGACCAAAUGGCUGGUUUCUAUAGAGCUAAGUAUAUGGAUCCUAAAUCUGGUGAAACUAAAUAUAUGGCAACUACACAAUUUGAAGCUACUGACGCCAGACGUGCAUUCCCAUGUUUUGAUGAGCCAAAUUUAAAGGCUACAUUUUCUGUUACAUUAGUCUCUGAAACUAAUUACACACACUUAUCUAAUAUGGAUGUUAAAGAGGAAUCAGUCAAUGAAACUGGUAAGAAAGUUACUGUCUUUAAUAUCACUCCAAAAAUGUCUACUUAUUUGGUUGCUUUUAUUGUUGCUGAAUUAGCAUAUGUGGAAAAUACUGAGUUUAGAAUCCCGGUUAGAGUUUAUGCUACACCAGGUACAGAAUGUAAAGGGCAAUACUCAGCUGAUUUAGCUGCUCAAACACUUAAAUUUUUUGAAUACACCUUUAAUAUUGAUUACCCAUUACCAAAAAUGGAUAUGGUAGCAGUUCAUGAAUUCUCUGCAGGUGCCAUGGAGAAUUGGGGGCUUGUCACUUAUCGUGUAGCUGAUGUAUUAAUUGAGCCUAGUGAAGCUUCUUUAGAUCGUCUCCAAAGAGUUGCUGAAGUUGUGCAACAUGAAUUAGCCCAUCAAUGGUUUGGUAAUUUAGUCACUAUGGAUUGGUGGGAAAGCUUGUGGUUAAAUGAAGGUUUUGCCACAUGGAUGUCUUGGUAUUCUUGUAACAACACCAACCCUGAUUGGAAAGUUUGGGAACAAUAUGUUGCAGAUAGUUUGCAACGUGCUUUGAGUUUGGACUCUUUAAGAUCAUCUCAUCCAAUUGAAGUUCCAGUUAAAAAUGCUGCUGAGAUUAAUCAAAUUUUUGAUGCUAUUUCCUAUUCCAAGGGUUCUUCUGUGUUAAGAAUGGUCUCUAAAUGGAUUGGUGAACAUUAUUUCAUUAAGGGUGUUUCUGAGUAUUUAUGUAAAUAUCAAUAUGAUAAUGCUAAAACAGAGGAUUUAUGGAGAUAUUUAUCUCUUGUUACAGGUAAGGAUGUCACAAGUGUAAUGAAUGUUUGGACCAAAAAAGUUGGUUUCCCGGUUGUUAGAGUAGAUGAAACUGAAGAUGGUAAAAUUACCUUGACUCAAAAUCGAUUUUUAUCUACUGGUGAUGUCAAACCAGAAGAUGAUGAAAUUAUUUUCCCAGUACUUUUAUCUUUAAAAACUAGUGAAUGUGUUGAUGAAUCUUUGAUAUUUAAUAAGAGAACUGAAACAUUCGAAAUUAAUAAAGGUGAUAAUGAUUUCUUCAAAAUUAAUGGUGAUCAAAUUGGUACUUACAUUACAUUAUAUUCUGAUGCAAGAUGGAAAAAAUUGGGAGAACAAAGAGAAUUGUUAUCAGUUGAAGAUCGUACAGGUCUUGUUGCUGAUGUUAAAUCAUUAGCUGCGUCUGGUUACACUUCCACUGUUAAUUUCUUAGAUUUAAUUUCUCAUUGGAGAGAAGAUGAAUCUUUUGUUGUUUGGAAUCAAAUUAUAAAUAGUAUUACUGCCUUACAAAAUACUUGGAUUUUUGAACCAUCUGAAAUCAAUGAUGCUUUAUUAAGAUUUGUUCUUGAUUUAGUCUCCAAAAAAGUUCACGAAUUGAAAUGGGAUUUCUCUGAUGCUGGUAAUAAUUCCAACAACAAUAAUGAUUACACAUUACAAAAAUUGAAGGUUACUUUAUUUGGUGCUGCAUGUGCAGCUAAGGAUUCAGAAGUUCUUGCUGCCGCAAAAGAGAUGUUCAAUAACCAAGUUUCUGGUAAAAUGUCUAUUCCAUCUGUCAUUAAGCCAAUUGUUUUUACUGCUAUUGCUAAGAAUGGUAGUGUACAAGAAUAUGAGAUUUUGUUAAACAUUUAUAAGAACUCAUCUAAUACAGAUGAAAAGCUAGCAGCUUUGAGAUCUCUUGGUGCAUUCAAGGAUCCUGCCUUGAUUGAAAGAACUUUAAGUUAUCUAUUAGAUGGUACUGUUUUGAAGCAAGAUAUUUACACUCCAUUAGUUGGUUUAAGAACUCAUCCUGAAGGUAUUAAGGCUAUGUGGAAAUGGGCACAAGAGAACUGGGAUGAGAUAGUCUCUAGAUUACAACCAGGUUCGCCAGUAUUAGGGCAUGUAUUAACCUUAACUACGAGUGGAUAUACUUCUACCGAAGCCGCUGAUGAAAUUGCUUCCUUCUUCGCAUCCAAGGAUACACGCGGUUAUGAUCAAAGUCUUGCCCAAGCAUUAGAUGCCAUCAAGGCUAAAGCUCAAUGGGUUAAGAGGGAUCGUGAAGUUGUUUCUAGCUACCUAAAACAGAAUGAGUAUUUGAAAUAA
Messenger RNA from Arxiozyma heterogenica, 2622 nucleotides. It is a transcript of the gene AAP1, whose product is annotated as arginine/alanine aminopeptidase. Gene Ontology annotation, molecular function: metalloaminopeptidase activity; peptide binding; zinc ion binding. Gene Ontology annotation, cellular component: cytoplasm. The record is from RefSeq and is a predicted model, not a curated record. The coding region runs from base 1 to 2622 and encodes 873 amino acids. Gene Ontology annotation, biological process: proteolysis; peptide catabolic process. NCBI's taxonomy places the organism in Eukaryota, Fungi, Ascomycota, Saccharomycetes, Saccharomycetales, Saccharomycetaceae. The transcript has a single exon.